CAGCUGGCCUCAGUGUUCAGCGGUUCAGCCUCGCAUCCAUCCACCCUGUUCAAUGCCGGCCUGCUGCCUGGUCGCGAGCGCGAGCUAAAAGCAGCGUGACAUGUCCAAAAUUAACUUAAUUCACCGUCAUUUAUGAGCUGCUUGUCCGAUAGAAACGUUCAGCGGGUGCUCGGAUAGCGUAAAAACGUAAAGCUGUUGCCAUGAUUUCUUUAAGUAACGUGUUAAGCCUACAAGGUCAGGUACUCCUUCCCCUGAGUCAUGUGGCUUCGAUUGUGGCUGGGGCUCGAAGUAGCACAACGAAGCCUGCCACCAAACACACUCGGCAACACUUGAAGAAUGCCAGCAACAGGAACAUACUCUGUCCUGACAGCUUCAGCAACGUGCUGUCAUGGCUUCCCAAGUCGUGCUUGCAGGAGUUGACCUGUCUUCCAACAAUUGAACUGGCUCUCAGAGACCUGGCACUGUCGGGCAGAGUGCACAGCCAAAAACGAGGGGCUGCCUGGUCCGUUUCAUACAAGUCUGCCGACAGCUUCUUUGAGAACAAGCAUGGUUUUUCCAAAGACCAGCUAAGGACUGGGGCCCCUCUUUUGUCCUGCUUGUUUCUGAGUGCUCAUUCCUCCAAUCUCUUCUCGCCACUGAUGAGGCCACUGCAAGUACAUCAGGUCCGGGGCUUCAAGACGAAGAGUCCCAGGACUAUGGAUUCCGCCUCUGCUCUUAGCUUGAAAGCUCCAGACCUCAACGAGAGAUUCCUGGCACUUCGCACAAGGAAGGACAAGGACAAGCAAAAAGUCUACACAGAAGUGGAGCAGAAUGAAAAACUCAAAUCGCUUUUGACAGAUGAGAAUCUCACCAGUGAAGAGCAGCAGAGGCUCAGAGUGGCAUUUGCCGAAGGCUACCUGGCAUCUGACCCCAAAACACGCCCCAACACAAAGCUGCGCAUUUUCAACAUCUUUCGAGACCUGCUGGGCAUCAUCCUGAUUCUGGCCAUCCUUUUCUCCUUCAUGGGGGGCCCCUUCAGGCGAGUGCUAAUAGGCACAACGAACGAGGUCCUGCCCGAAGACAUUGAAGUCACUUUCGACGACGUCAAGGGGGUGGACGAAGCUAAGCAGGAGCUUCAGGAGAUCGUGGAGUUCCUGAGGAAUCCAGAAAAGUUCUCUUCUCUUGGUGGCAAACUGCCCAAGGGAGUGCUUCUGGUGGGUCCCCCGGGGACGGGCAAGACCCUUCUGGCACGCGCAGUGGCUGGAGAGGCCAACGUGCCUUUCUUCCACGCGGCGGGCCCCGAGUUCGACGAGAUCUUGGUGGGCCAGGGAGCCAGGCGUGUCAGGGACCUUUUCAGUACGGCCAAGAUGCGGGCCCCCUGCGUGGUGUUCAUAGAUGAAAUCGACUCCGUCGGCGCAAAACGAACGAACUCGGUGCUGCACCCUUAUGCGAAUCAGACCAUCAAUCAGCUGCUCACAGAGAUGGACGGGUUCAGGCAGAAUGAAGGAGUGAUUGUACUUGGAGCGACUAACCGUCGAGAUGACCUUGACAAGGCGCUGCUGCGGCCGGGGCGCUUCGACGUGGAGGUCCAGGUGCCCGUGCCGGACCUGGUGGGGCGCAAGGAGAUCUUGCAGCUGUACCUGGGCAAGGUCAAGAUGGCCAAUGACGUCUCGGUGGACAUGCUGGCCCGGGGAACCACGGGCUUCACGGGCGCCGACCUCGAGAAUCUGGUGAACCAGGCCGCGCUGCGGGCCGCCAUCGAUGCCGCCGAAGCCGUCUCCAUGAGCUACCUCGAGAAUGCCAGGGACAAGGUUCUGAUGGGGCCGGAGCGCAAGUCCCGCAUCCCGGACGAAGAGGCCAACCUGAUCACGGCCUAUCACGAGGGGGGCCAUGCCCUGGUGGCACACUACUCCAAGGACGCACACCCCCUUCACAAGGUCACCAUCAUCCCCAGGGGACCCUCUCUUGGACAUACUGCCUACAUUCCCGAGAAGGAGCACUACCACGUCACCAAGUCGCAAAUGCUGGCAACGAUGGACACCCUGAUGGGAGGUCGGGCAGCGGAGGAGCUCAUCUUUGGCUCUGAAAAGAUCACUUCAGGUGCCUCGAGCGAUCUCCGGCAAGCCACGGCCCUCGCAACCAACAUGGUGAAAGAAUGGGGGAUGUCCGAGAAGGUUGGUGUAAGGACGUUCGAGGAAGAUCGCAAUUCGCUGAUCGUCGUCAACGAGCUGUCUCCGAAUACGUCGGAAAUCAUUGACACAGAAAUCAAGCGGAUACUUCAUGAAUCCUAUGAGCGUGCCAAAAGCAUUCUGAAGACUCAUCAAAAGGAGCACAAGCUGUUGGCUGAAGCACUGCUCAAGUAUGAGACUUUGGAUGCGGAGGAUGUGAAGCAGCUUCUCAGUGGGAAAGACCUAGCCCAACUUCGCAAAAGGGUGUUGAAGGAGUGAGAAAUCGUUGGUGGGAUCGCUUGAAGGGAGAGAAACGAGUGCGGAAUGCAAGCACCAGGUAGAAAUCUACUUUCCCAGUACCCCACCGGAGAAGUCCUGCUGUUUUCAAGAAAGAUGUUUAUGCACCCAUUGUUGUAGUGUGUGAGCCUCACCCAAACAUUUCUGUACCUACCGAAAAUGUGUUAAUAGAAGAGGGGCAAUAGAGUACUUGCAAAGUAAACCUGGAGGCACUUACCUGAGAUAAGAAACUGUUGACAUCAUUGCUUCCUAUUUUGGCAAGUAAUUGAGCUGUCCGUGAGAGCACAAAAUCACCCGCUAAUAUUGCCUGAAAAAUUAUGUUGUUUAGGGCACCAGUUUAUAGACUACACUCGGACAAAAAAUGUUCUUUCUUGCCAACCUUGGAAAGUUAUUUGCUCGUAAAAUGUUAAUAAUGCAAGCUUCUUUUUGCUUUUUUUAAGGGGUUUUGUUUCAAAGAUUAUUUGCACAAAGGUGCCCUUUGUCAGGUAUGUUGAGUUGUAAACAGAUGAAGCAUAAGCAAUAUCAAGAGUAAAGAUGUAUUUGUCACUAC
Molecule: messenger RNA, 2994 nt
Organism: Ixodes scapularis (black-legged tick)
Lineage: Eukaryota; Metazoa; Arthropoda; Arachnida; Ixodida; Ixodidae
Gene: YME1L
Product: ATP-dependent zinc metalloprotease YME1L
Exons: 19
Coding region: 201-2426 (741 amino acids)
Biological process (GO): mitochondrion organization; protein quality control for misfolded or incompletely synthesized proteins
Cellular component (GO): mitochondrial inner membrane
Molecular function (GO): metalloendopeptidase activity; ATP-dependent peptidase activity; ATP hydrolysis activity
Source: RefSeq, a predicted model, not a curated record